Messenger RNA from Pyrgilauda ruficollis (rufous-necked snowfinch), 581 nucleotides. RefSeq names its product CD63 molecule (gene CD63). The record is from RefSeq and is a predicted model, not a curated record. Gene Ontology annotation, cellular component: membrane. The annotation marks the transcript as partial. The transcript is spliced from 2 exons. Lineage: Eukaryota; Metazoa; Chordata; Aves; Passeriformes; Passeridae.
GGGAGCGGUACCGGGACGUCCGGGAGCACCGGGCCGGGGAGGGGAGCGGUACCGGGAGCGGGAGCGGAGCGGUACCGGGAGCACUGGGAGCGGUACCAGGAGUACCGGAACGGGGUGGAGCGGUACCGGGAGCACCGGGAGAGGCACCGGGAGCGCCGGGCCGGGUGGAGCGGUGCCGGUACCGGUAGCGGGGCGGGGCCCGGGCCGGCGGUUCCUGGGUCGCGGGGAGCGGUACCGGCCGCGGCGGCGGGCCCGGUGCCGGUGGCGGUGCCGGUGCUGAGCGGCGGCUCCCGCAGCACGGGCGGGCCAUGGCGAUCGAGGGCGGGAUGAAAUGCGUGAAGUUCUUGGUUUUCUUCUUCAACUUCAUCUUCUGGGUGUGCGGCGUGGCCCUGAUCGCCAUCGGCAUCUACGUGCUGCUGGGCCUGGGCAGGGCCCCGGUGGGCGGCGCGGGCUGGACCCCCGCGGCCGUGCUGGUGCUGGGGGUCGUCAUCUUCUUCACCUCCUUCUUCGGCUGCUGCGGCGCCUGGAGGGAGAGCUACUGCAUGGUCACCACGGUGAGGGGGGCGGCCCCCGGGACCCCC